AUGGCGGCGUCCACGAGGGAAGCGACUCCUUCAAUGCCAUCUCCACGGGCUAUGGAGGAGACUUCUGAGAGCGAGGAGCCGCCGGAAAGGAAAAGACGCCGGUUGAUAACCGGCAAAGGGCUAGCCGCAGAAGACGAGGGGGAUUUGAAACAACAAAAGUGUAUAGACGCAAAGAGAUGCUUGAGCCAUACACCAAAGGUAGCAACAGUACUCAGAGGAACAAGUGCAAGCAUAUACUUAGACAAUGCAGCUUACAGGAGCUUCAUCUACAACAAAUUUGAUGUGAGCCCCGUGGAAAUGGAAAGUGCAGCAGUGGCUCUCAUUUGCUACCAGCAGAAGACACCUUACAUCGUUAUCCGUGCCCCCUCCGACUUGGCCGGCGGCGGUGACGCCGACAACGAGGCCGCCACCUUCAUCAACCUUGCUGCUAACAACUCUGUUGAGGUUGUCGUGCAAUUCAUCAAGCAGUAG
Nicotiana attenuata is the source of this 471-nucleotide messenger RNA. RefSeq names its product 5'-methylthioadenosine/S-adenosylhomocysteine nucleosidase-like. Gene Ontology annotation, biological process: nucleoside metabolic process. Gene Ontology annotation, molecular function: catalytic activity. The record is from RefSeq and is a predicted model, not a curated record. The coding region runs from base 1 to 471 and encodes 156 amino acids. The transcript has 2 exons. NCBI's taxonomy places the organism in Eukaryota, Viridiplantae, Streptophyta, Magnoliopsida, Solanales, Solanaceae.